This is a messenger RNA of Chlamydomonas reinhardtii, 4704 nucleotides long. RefSeq lists its product as uncharacterized. The record is from RefSeq and is a predicted model, not a curated record. Gene Ontology annotation, molecular function: protein binding. The transcript is spliced from 20 exons. The coding region runs from base 183 to 3347 and encodes 1054 amino acids. Lineage: Eukaryota; Viridiplantae; Chlorophyta; Chlorophyceae; Chlamydomonadales; Chlamydomonadaceae.
UAUACUGUCCACAAGCGCUAACGUGCGAGCUUGCUCACGAUUUCCUUCAGAGUCUGCGCAUCGCCACACCAGUUUCACUCUGGACGCCCUCACCGGGGAGUCCAAGCCUGAACAGGUUCACUAGUCAUCCCAGCCAUAUGUCUUGCUCCUGUUGUGCCUGAGGAGAAAGCAAACUCGUCCCAAUGGCCAAGCGUGCUCCGCUCGCGAGACUCUCGCUGCUCGUUGCUGCAGCUAUAAUAGCAUGCUCAGCACUGCGCGCCCAAGGCGACGUCAUCCUUUCAAAAUCAUACACCUGCCCGCCUGGCGCCGCUGUGGCCAAGUGCGCUGCCUACGCAUGUGAUCCCGCCUACAUCCAGUACCCCGACUGCGACGCCGCCUCCGCGCCUGGAGCCAGCUGCGAGAUCGCGCCCUGCAUCGCCGGCUUCCUGGACAACGGAUAUCAGGUCCCUGUCUGCAGCGCCCUGUGGCGCCAGGUCGACGGCUCUGUCGGCGUCUGCACCAACCGCGCGGUGACCGGCCAGGGCAGCACCGGCAGCAGCACCGGCAGCAGCACCGGCAGCAGCACCGGUGGCGGCGCCGCCGGCGGCUUCCCGGGCGACGGCGGUGCCGGCUCCGAGGGCGGCGACACGGAGGGCUCUGCCGGCACGGAGGGUGCGGGUGCAGGGCUGCCGACCGGCUGCGUUUGCCCCAUGUUCUACUCGCCAGCUCGUGCGCAUUCCUUUUGCGGCGAAGACGGGCAGACGUAUGGCAACGCCUGCCAGGCUGCGUGUGCCAAAGCCACGGUGGUCGCCCGCGGCCCAUGCUUUCCCACGUGUCCGGAGGGAAGGACCGCGGCCUGCCUCGUGGACCCCUGUUCGAUUCCCGGCGCCGACGGCCAGAAGCCCGUUUGCAAGGCCGAGCCCGCCGCCACCUGCCGCUACAGCACCUGCAGCGAGACCCUAGUCCUCGAGGAUGGCUCCGAAGUUGGGCCCUGCUCGGCGGUCUGGAUCCAUCCCGUUAACGGCAUGCGCGUGGAUUGCGAUGCCGAGGUGGCGGGCGACGGCGGUCUGGUCAUCAUGCCCGGCCCGGUCGAUGAGUCGCUCAACCCCUUCGCAGGCUGCCUGGGCAACGUGCGCUGCGCCAAGGACAGCUGCGCGCUGCCGCGGUGCGCCAAGGCCGCCGCGCUGCCGGCGUCCGCGGUGUGCUUCCAGCUGACCUGCAGCGGCCAGAGCCUGAACGGUGCCGAAGUGGAGCCGUGCUCGGCGGUGUGGGUGGACCCGGACACCAAGGAGGUGGUGGUGUGCGGCGGCGAGGACGAGGACGAGACGCCCGACAGCGGCAACGACAUCAGCUGCCCCAGCGGCGUCACCGCCGCCUGCUUCGCCGACCCCUGCACUGUACUGCCGCCCGACUGCCCCUGGGCCACCGCCCCGGCGGGGGCUGCUACUGCCGGUGCCGCUGCUGGUACUGCCGGCUCCGCUCCUGCUACUGCCGCUUCCGGCUUCACCUGCGAGGCCAGCUACUGCGACAAGGGCGUGCUGCCAGACGGAUCCGUGGUGGGCCCCUGCACGGCGGUGUUCCGCUCCACCACCGACGGCUCCAUCCUGGGCACCUGCCCCGCAGCGCAGCAGCCGCAGCCCGAGGACGACCUCGACCCCUUCAGCGGCUGCCUGGGCAACGUGCGCUGCGCGGGCGACCCCUGCGCCGCCGGGCCCUGCGCCGCCGCGCAGCCCGACUGGCGCUGCUUCCCAGUCACCUGCAGCGGCCAGAGCCUGGAUGGCGUGCCCGUGGCCCCCUGCUCGGCGGUGUGGGUGGACCCGGAGAGCCGCGAUGCGGUGGUGUGCCCCGCGCCAGACACACCCGUUGAGAAGCCCGUGGUCACCUGCCCCAGCGGCGUCACCGCGGCCUGCUUCGCGGACCCCUGCGCCGUGCCGCCCGCCGACUGCCGCUGGGCCGAGGUGAAGGACGCCAAGUGCGAGGCCAACUACUGCGCUGGCGGGCUCCUGCCGGACGGCUCCAAGGUGGGCCCCUGCACCGCCGUCUACACACUGCCUGACGGCACCGUCGGCGCCUGCCCCGCGGCCACAGCCCCCACCGACGACUGCGUGUGCACGUUGGAGUACAUGCCUGUGUGCGGCUCGGACGGCAAGACCUACGGCAACGAGUGCGCGGCGCGGUGCACGCUGCCGCCCGGCGGCUCCUACACGCCGGGUGCGUGCGGUGACGGCGGCGGCCAGAGCGGCACGGACGGCUCCGGCGGCAGCCCUGUGAAGUGCCCCAGCGGCGAGCACACGAGCCCCUGCUUUGUCGACCCCUGCGCCGUGCCGCCCGCCGGCUGCCCCUGGGCGGCGCUCUCCAGCGCCCAGUGCUACUCCUCCACCUGCCUCGACGGCCAACUGGCGGACGGUACAAAGGUGGGCCCCUGCACGGCCGUAUACCGCCUGUUUGAUGGCAGCGUCAAGACCUGCCCGCAGCAGCCGCCCAGCUGCGGCUGCACCAAGGAGUACAGGCCUGUGUGCGGCGUCUCGAACAAUGUCACGUACGGCAACAAGUGCAUGGCUGCUUGCGAGCUGGGCGAGGGCGAGGGCAAGUGGACCGACGGCCCCUGCGGCGGCACCAAGCCCGGUGACGGCGACGAGGACGGCUGCGUGUGCAUUGAGCUGUACAAGCCUGUCUGCGGCGCGGACGGCAAGACGUACGGCAACGCCUGCCAGGCUGGCUGCGACAAGGUGGAGGUCGUACACCCAGGCGUCUGUGCCCCCAGCUGCCCGCCCGGCCCCGCCGUCACCUGCGCCGUCAACCCCUGCCUCGUGGCCAAGCCCUGCGCCGCCGACCCGCCGGUCGCGGCCUGCACCUACACCACCUGCGCCGCCGCCACCUACACCGACGCCGCCGGCACCGAGACGACCGUGCUGCCCUGCGCGCCCAUCUGGCUGGACGAGAACGGCGCGCUGAUCAAGUGCGACGGCGGCGGCGGCACGCCCAAGAACUGCGCCGGCUGCCCCACCGACUACGCGCCUGUCUGCGCCACGGGUUGGCGCCCCGACCCCGUGACCUUCCCCAACCGCUGCGCCGCCGAGUGCGCGGGCGGAACCGUCCAGAAGGCCGGCAAGUGCGAGCACUGCAACGGCGACGAGUGCACCAUCGGCAAGAGGAACGACAUCUGCUUCCUGGCCGGCCACAAGAACUGCUGGAGCAAGAAGUACUCGUGCCAGGUGCCCGCCAACCCCGACGCUGUGCCGCCCAGCGGCGGCAGCACGCAGGUGUUUGGGCGUUGCCUGCCCAAGACGCCGGCGCGCCUCCACCACCUGCGUCACCUGGCGCGCGCCAUGCUGGGUGACAUUAUUGAGGAGGAGGCGGAUGAGUAGGCGGCCGGAUGACCGGCUGUGGACGGCGGGCCGAGAGCGGGCAAGGCGCCCUGGGACGGGGUCCGCUAGUGACAGAGUAUGUUUACGGGUUGAGAUAAUUUCCCACCUAGUCUGCAGCACCUGACACUGGCUUCAGGCCGCCCCGUGCUGCAUUCAUGCGCGCGCCGUGGCACUUGCGUUCUUGCGUGCGUCUAGAUUACUAUGGGCCAUUCCGGGCACGUUUUGUUGCAUUUAUUAGUACAUAGCUCAGCCUGCUCCCAGCCGCGUGCCUUGUUACACCCACGGCUCCUCCUAUCUAGCGAGUCACCACUUCAUACUUGGGCCGCCGCGUCGCCCCAUGCGCUAUUAGAUAGGCCUAGUAAUGAAUUGUGAUGAGGCAAGCUGCGUUCGACUCUUACUUGCGUGCGCAUGGCUGCCACCGGUACUUUACUACCGUACGGUACAUACGCUUAUCUACAUGUGUGCCAAAUCAUUGCGGAAAAGCAGAGACCUCUUGACACGGUGUGCGGUGGGUGUGGAGAACUGCGCCAUACCGUACGAUGGCAAGCGAACAAUUGACAAGUGACUCUUGCGUAGAGACGAGCAUUGAGGAUUGGAGGGGGAAGUGCGGCUUGCGCUUUUUUACGACAACACGCGCGCGCGGCCAGAAUUGGUGCACCAAAUGUGGGGGUUGUGGUACUGUGGUGUGGAUCCACGGUGUGGACGGCUGCGCACGAUUUUGGGUGCGGACAGCCAGAGUGCUACACGUUCUCUUAGCAGUCUUACUCUAUAGCCACACAUUAGCUUUAGGGCGGGGCACACCACGCAACAUAACUGCGGCACCUGCGCAUCGACUGCUCCAGUUCCUAGUCCGGGAAUGGCUUCAUUUCUGGCCCUCUGCCACUGCUGUGGACUCCGCAGCCCCUACUAUGAUGGCUGUUGCCUUUCGAUUGGGUUGUACGUAGCUGGCUUGCUGACAGCCUGCAUUUUGCCAAUUUGCGUAUGCAUGCCAGGCGCUUUCUUUAACGGAUGCGUCGGACUCGAUCAGAGUUGGUCGGCCGGUCGGGCCCCACUGUGGGCUGGGAAGCAUGGUUCGAGCCAAGCGGCGCAGGGGUUCCCUUGCACGCGGUAACACGGAUUUAACUUCUCAUCCUAUACCUCAAGUCAAGCAGUGCAGAGGCUGCCUCACGGGUUGCCUGGUGUGGCCGCCAACACCGUGCUACUGCCUAAAUGUCAUGGUCAGCGCCUCUAACAGCCCGGCUGGCGCUCUAAUGGCCCACUUGCAGGAAUGAAACGAAUCGGGGCUGUGCCUGGGGCCGUGCCGCCUAUUGCACGUAUGUAUCGUGCAAGUCUGUAGAUCGUAGGUAGAUCAUAGGUA